This is a messenger RNA of Striga asiatica, 300 nucleotides long. The record is from the annotation of a GenBank genome assembly. Lineage: Eukaryota; Viridiplantae; Streptophyta; Magnoliopsida; Lamiales; Orobanchaceae.
AUGAGUAGAGCAGCUAGAAAUGGUUGGAUAGUAGCAACAAGCAUUGGAGCAGUUGAGGCACUGAAAGAUCAAUUGGGCGUUUGCAGGUGGAAUUAUGGUUUGAGAUUAAUUCAACAAAAUGCCAAGAAAAGUGUCCAAUCUUAUUACAGCGCACUUCUUGUUUCUUCCAAAUCCAACUCAGCUUCUCCGUGUGAUGGUCACAAUGUGAUGAGUAUUGGAAAGAAGAUUGAGAAAAGGGAAAAGGGUAUGAAGAAAGUGAUGGAUUUGAGCUGUUUGGGCCCAACUACUGUUAGAUUCUGA